AGUACGGUCAGACAUGGCGGGCGUCGCUGUUUUGAUGGCCGUGUUGCUGAGCUCGGUGUGGGGGCGCGGUCUGGGCCGUCUGGCCGCCGCCGCCGCCGGGGAGCCGUUGGGAGGAAUGUCCCCGGUCGGGGGAGGGGUGUCGCUGGUGGCGGAGGAGUUGCUGUGGGACCGUUUGGUGGUUGGGCCCCUCGCGGCCUCACAGGGCGGUGUUGGCGGCGGCGGCGGCGGCAGCGCCCCCUCCUGGAGGCUGAGUUGGCCUCUGGCCUCGGCCCCGCCGCUGCUGGAGGAGUUGGCGGUGGACGAGAGCUGCCGGGAGCUGCUGCGGGACUUCGCCAACAGCUGCGCCUCUCUGGUGGAUUGCGCGCUGAAGAACGCGCGGCCCGUGCGGCUCUGCGAGGACUGCAUCCCCCAAUUCCACAACUUCUGGGGGAACUUCGACAACAUCUCGAAAAGCUCCGGGAACAUCAGCUGUUCUACGCAACUUUUGAGAUCCGACCGUUUGCAAUUAGUCCUUAAGUUAUAUAGAUUUCUGCAGGAAAUUUGGAGCAAAUCCAAUUGUGAUGCCUGUUUAAAUGAGAGCAAAACGGAACUCUCAGCGGACAGUCUAAUCUUCAAGAAGAUGCUGAAUAAUUCUCUGAAUUGUUUUGAACAAUACUCUUCGGACCACCCCAAUCAUAAUGGGCAACCAAGCAACCUGUCUAUUCUCUGCACUAACUGUAAAGAAUCUUACAAGAAUUUGACUGCCUGGUACAACAAAAUGCAGAAAAAUCAGAAUCUGUGUAUAGACAUUGAGGAUGCAAUGAACUUGACUCGACAACUCUGGAGCAAAACCUACAACUGCACUGUACCCUGCAGUGACACGAUCCCAGUCAUUGCAGUGUCAGUUUUUCUUCUUUUCCUGCCUGUCAUCUUCUACCUCAGUAGCUUCCUUCACUCUGAACAGAAGAAGUGGAAGCUGAUACAACCUAAGCGCUUAAAGACGUACAGCAGUGUUCUGAAUAUUCAAGACCAAUCCAGCUGUUCAUCUGCCAUCACAUAGUGUAGAGGUUAAAAGAUGAGUAUAUGCCCUACAAGAGGAGAGCAGCGUUUGUACGAUCAUUUCAUGCACUUUGUUUAUCAGUAUUUAAGAUACUGAAAAAUGUCUACUAAUGAUUUGUGUAUCCCCAAAUCUUUGAACAUUUAGCGUUAUGCUUCAACUGCAUACCUUGGGCAAAUGCAUGGAUCAUUGAACAGCUACACACUGAGUCUGAGGUAGAUAAGAACUUGCUUCAAUUUAGUGGCUGAAUAAAAGUUGUUUCUAUUGGCUCAGCAAGAAGUUCAGUUCUGAUGGGGAUGGAGCUGUUGGAAAAGCUUGGGAUUAAAGCUGGUAGAGCCAAGUUCUGCUGAAUCAGUCUAUUUUUUGGAAAACGUUAACUUCCACUUCAGUUGUUUUCAUUCCUGCAUCCCUUCAAUUUUUUUUAAUGUAUUAUGGUUAUUGCAAAGCAGAAAAUUGAUGAAGAAAAUUAAUUUUGUUUGAAUGAUUAGUAAAUUCACGCUGGGGCCUUGUGAAAUCUACUGGAGAUUGUCUCAGGAAUGAAUUUUAUUUUUUCUGGUUUGAUUUUUGCCUCUAUUUUUAGCCUUACUUGAUCCCAAAUAUUUUUUUGAUGCAGCACUGGAGUUUGCUUUUUUUCUUUAAAAAAUACCUUUAAUAACUGAACAAUAUACAGGGAUCAGUGUUCGACACUAAUUCAAUGGAAAAUGUUUUCUUAAAUACUGCGAACAAGAUUUAUUUGGAUUUGUUUUCAUGACUCAAGACCUGUGGUUCAGUGUGUAAAGGAUUACUUGCAAGAUAGUAAUGGUUUCAAUCAAAUUAAUUCUUUACUGAGAAUAAAUGUAAUCAAACGUACAUAACAAAAUCCCAAUAAAGUAGUCAAGUAUAGUAACGACAGUUUGAUGUUACGAUAACAUAAUAAAGGAGCAACAUGUGGACCACUAAUUUGACUGAGAAUAUUAUGUUGCCAUUUACAUUCCAUUAAUCCUUUGUGUUCAGUUAUUGACUUCAAAAUGAUUAGCAUUUUUUGCUAUUUUUGUAAUUUGUUUAGUGUUGUAUACUUGUCUCUGUUGUGUGUGAUUUUAUAAAAUAUACUAUGUAC
Messenger RNA from Callorhinchus milii (elephant shark), 2132 nucleotides. RefSeq names its product osteoclastogenesis associated transmembrane protein 1 (gene ostm1). The record is from RefSeq and is marked provisional. Lineage: Eukaryota; Metazoa; Chordata; Chondrichthyes; Chimaeriformes; Callorhinchidae. Gene Ontology annotation, cellular component: cytosol.